Molecule: messenger RNA, 546 nt
Organism: Lolium rigidum
Lineage: Eukaryota; Viridiplantae; Streptophyta; Magnoliopsida; Poales; Poaceae
Product: pathogenesis-related protein PRB1-3-like
Exons: 1
Coding region: 1-546 (181 amino acids)
Cellular component (GO): extracellular region
Source: RefSeq, a predicted model, not a curated record
AUGCCGCGUCCACGCCGCGUCCCCGUCGGGGUCGCCACCCUCCUCCUCGUCGGCGCCGUCGCGCUCCUCCUCUUUGCCGACGGAGCCGACGCCCGGGGCUACAGGAAGAGCAGCCAGGCCCAGGCGUCCCGCUACCUAGCCCCACACAACGCGGCCCGCCGCGCGGUCGGCGUGCCGCCGCUGGCGUGGAGCGCGGCGCUGGAGCUGAACGCGCGCGUGUACGCGCUGCUGCGCGCGCGCACCGGCUGCGCGCUCGUCCACUCGCACGGCGCGUUCGGGGAGAACCUCUUCUACGGCAGCGGCAGCGGCCGGUGGGCGCCGGAGACGGUGGUGGCGGCGUGGGUGGCGAAGGAGCGGGCCAUGUACGACCACGGCUCCAACACCUGCAGCGGCGCCCGGGGGGCGUGCGGGCACUACACCCAGGUCGUCUGGCGCGGCACCACCAAGGUCGGGUGCGCCAUGGCGCCGUGCCCCGGCGGGAAAGGCACGAUCGCCGUGUGCAAGUACAACCCGCCAGGCAACUACGUCGGCAUGAAGCCCUACUAG